CCUAAACACCGCUUCGGUCACCAUUUAAUUUCUCUUCAUAAUCUUUACAUUUUCUCGUGAUUUUUCAAGAUUGAUGACUUUGCGGACAGACACGUAAUGCGCAGAAAUAAUAUGGAAGACACAAGGCAUAUAAUUAAUCGAAAAAUGGGUCGAGCGACAGUUGAAGACGCGCGGGAAAUGUUGAACAGAAAGCGUUAUCGUCGCGAAGAAGAGGAAGAUCAGAGGUCUUCAGAUGAUGAUAAUUACGUUCCGUACGUACCCGUCAAAGAAAGACUCAAACAGACUUAUGCUAAGCUGGGCCGGCUUACACAGCUGAAGGACGAAGGGAAGAAGACAAAGUCUUCGAGUGAAUGUGAAAUGGACAAUGAUGAAGAGGACGAGGGACAGGUGUGGGGCCGCAAGUCAAAUAUUAGUCUUCUGGACCAGCACACUGAACUGAAAAAAUUGGCUGAAGCCAAGAAAGAGAGUGCAAUGGAGAAGCAACUGAAAGAGGAGGAGAAAAUUUUGGAAAGUGUGGCCGAGCGAAAAGCUCUGAUGGGUGUUGCUGAAUUGGCCAAGGGUAUUCAGUACGAGGAUCCCAUCAAAACUAGCUGGAAGGCUCCUCGAUACAUUUUGGCAAAGUCGCCUGCUUAUUUUGAAAGGUUGAGACGAAAGUGGAGAAUUUUAGUCGAGGGUGAAGACAUUCCGCCACCUGUAAAGACUUUCAGAGAAAUGAAAUUCCCAAAAGCUGUACUAGCCGCUUUGGACGAAAAGAAAAUCAUAAAGCCAACCCCGAUCCAAGUACAAGGAAUUCCCACAGUACUGUACGGCCGUGAUAUGAUCGGAAUCGCCUUUACUGGAAGUGGAAAAACGCUGGUCUUUGUCUUGCCGUUGAUAAUGUUCUGUCUUGAACAAGAAACAGCCCUGCCUUUUGUUAGAAAUGAGGGACCUUAUGGACUGAUUAUCUGUCCAUCUCGUGAGUUGGCUAAGCAGACGUUUGACAUCAUCCAGCACUUCACAGAGUUCCUGAAAAGAUUCGGAAUGCCUGAAAUUAGGAGCUGCCUCUCAAUUGGUGGAGUUCCAGUCUCGGAGUCUGCUGACGUUAUCGCAAAAGGCGUUCACAUCAUGGUGGCCACCCCUGGGCGGCUGAUGGACAUGUUGGACAAGAAGAUUGUGCGCCUGGACAUGUGCCGCUACUUGGUCAUGGACGAGGCUGACAGAAUGAUCGACAUGGGUUUCGAGGAGGAUGUUCGAACCAUUUUCUCUUUUUUCAAGGGUCAAAGGCAAACCCUGCUCUUUUCUGCCACCAUGCCGAAGAAAAUCCAGAACUUCGCCAGGUCAGCUUUGGUAAAGCCUGUCACCAUAAAUGUGGGCAGAGCAGGCGCCGCCUCUUUGAAUGUCAUUCAGGAGGUUGAAUAUGUGAAGCAGGAAGCCAAAAUCGUGUAUCUGCUCGAGUGUCUGCAGAAAACACCGCCACCGGUGUUGAUUUUUGCCGAGAAGAAACAGGAUGUGGACGCAAUCCACGAGUACCUUUUGCUCAAAGGUGUUGAAGCUGUGGCUAUCCACGGUGGAAAAGACCAAGAGGAAAGGUCGAGAUCAGUGGACGCAUUCAGAAAGGGUAGCAAGGACGUGCUGGUGGCAACGGACGUUGCCUCGAAGGGUCUCGACUUUGCCGAUGUUCAACAUGUCAUCAACUACGACAUGCCAGAUGACGUUGAAAAUUAUGUCCACAGAAUUGGUCGUACAGGCAGAUCGGACAAAACUGGCAUUGCCACGACCUUCAUCAACAAGUCGAAUGAUGAGUCCGUCCUUCUUGAUCUCAAGCACUUGUUAAUCGAGGCCAAGCAAAGGGUGCCCUUGUUCCUGGCUACGAUGCAGUCCGAGAACGAAAAGUACCUGGAUCUCGGAGACGAACGAGGCUGCAGCUACUGCGGCGGUCUUGGCCACAGGAUCACAAACUGCCCCAAGCUGGAGGCCAUUCAGAGCAAGCAGGCGUCCAACAUUGGACGAAGAGAUUAUUUGGCCAACACUGCAGCAGAUUACUAAUUUUUUUGUUCUUAUUUUCUUAAUUAUCUUGUAAAUCAAAGCACGAAACAAAUAAACCGCAGUAAUAACUUUUAAUUCA
Neocloeon triangulifer is the source of this 2104-nucleotide messenger RNA. It is a transcript of the gene abs, whose product is annotated as ATP-dependent RNA helicase abstrakt. The transcript is spliced from 12 exons. Gene Ontology annotation, biological process: mRNA splicing, via spliceosome. NCBI's taxonomy places the organism in Eukaryota, Metazoa, Arthropoda, Insecta, Ephemeroptera, Baetidae. Gene Ontology annotation, molecular function: RNA binding; ATP binding; RNA helicase activity. The coding region runs from base 97 to 2025 and encodes 642 amino acids. The record is from RefSeq and is a predicted model, not a curated record. Gene Ontology annotation, cellular component: spliceosomal complex.